UCUUCCCCUAUCACCUCCUUCCUUUUUCUUCUCUUCUUUGUUUUUUCUGUUUUAGAAAUGAGAGAGAGGAGUCCAGCAGGCUUGCCUCUAGGGCCCAUCCCUAGGCCCAGGCCGGCCAACCAGUCUCCACCGCGCUGGCCCAUUUGGCCAGGGCAUCCCACAGCCCAGCCACCUAACCCUAGCGCAACCCCAUCACGAUCGAUACCUCUCCCUCGUCUCCUCCUCUAGCGCCGCCAGAAGCCCCAUCUCCCACGCAGCGCCCCAUCCGCUCGAUCCCCGUGCUCCAGCCGAUUCCCUUGACCCUCUCCCUCUGGUUCUCCUAGCGCCGCCAGCUCCUCCUCCAUGUCGCCUCUCCGCAAACCCCGUUGUUGCUUCUUCCAGCAUCGCACGGCGCGUCCAGGGGACCAAUCCCCAUGGCGCCGUCAUCUCAGGCCACGCCGCCGGCGGGAUCCCGCGUGCCUCCGCCCGGAUCAGCCUGCGCGCCGUUCCCGCCGACCUCGACCUCCAAGGAGACCAACUCAUGGCCGCCGAACCCCUGCCUCGACUCAGUUCUCACCGGAGACGCCGUCGAGCGCCCGGAGCAGCACCUCCCUCCAUUCCCUGCGCCGCUGCAUCGCCGGAGCAGAAGCUCCAUCUGCCCCGACCUCCGUCUCCAGCAGUUGCCGGCGAGUGAGCCGCUGUCGCGACCGCCCGCCUCGUCGCGUUCCCCUCCGCCUAUGUCCGCCUUGUUUCAUCCCUGUUAGGGCCUGCCUCCUGUCACUGUUGCGCUGCGGGACCUCGAUGCCGAGUGCCACAUAGUUGGAUUCCUCAUAGUCACCACCGAACCCGUUUGUAUACUUUUGCUGUCGGAUGCGCCAAGUCCAGCCGGUCCGGGACCACCUCAAGUUCGACCACUGCACGGAUACGCCAAGUUCGUCUACGAACCGUGAACAACUACCGUCGACGUUAAACGUGUACCACUACCGCCGCCGGAACGUCUAUAGAACAUGUACCAUCGACCCUUGAAGAACCGUGGACGUCAAGAUCCUCGUCGUGACCUCGAACAUCUACGGAAUGUGCACGACUACAAAAUGGGUACCACUACCGUUGCCGAAGACCCGUGUAACGGAACCGUCAAGUUCGACUACCGUCAUGUGAACAACUACUUCCUCUACCAUCGCCGAGUACCACUACUUCCCACGGCGAUCGUGAACGACUACACUGCUUGACCCGAACCGCUCCGAGAACACACGCUUCGAAGGUAUAACCAUCAAGACGACAUCCGUGAUCGAAUGCUUGUGAUGUUUGAGAUGCUCAUGUUCGAACCGUGUUUGAAUUGUCGAUGCACGUUGCCCCUCUUUUGCCUUGUUACCAUCGUCUCAUGGGACACCCGGAAUCCGGGAGCGCCCCACCAUCUUUUGGACGCA
Messenger RNA from Triticum aestivum (bread wheat), 1406 nucleotides. Its product is annotated as mucin-7-like. Bases 414 to 743 code for a protein of 109 amino acids. The record is from RefSeq and is a predicted model, not a curated record. The transcript has 2 exons. NCBI's taxonomy places the organism in Eukaryota, Viridiplantae, Streptophyta, Magnoliopsida, Poales, Poaceae.